Molecule: messenger RNA, 4416 nt
Organism: Kuraishia capsulata CBS 1993
Lineage: Eukaryota; Fungi; Ascomycota; Pichiomycetes; Pichiales; Pichiaceae
Exons: 1
Coding region: 1-4416 (1471 amino acids)
Biological process (GO): protein phosphorylation; stress-activated MAPK cascade
Cellular component (GO): cytoplasm
Molecular function (GO): ATP binding; MAP kinase kinase kinase activity
Source: RefSeq, a predicted model, not a curated record
AUGAGCGAAUCCCCGAGAUCUUCCGUGGGAACUCCCACUGGGGCUAAAACUCCAGAUUCAAGACCUCCAAUACCCCAGGUUGUCUCACCAGUUGCACAUGCUGCCAGGGCCACGCCUCAGUCAUCUCCGAACGGAACAUUUGCUUUGCCGGCCAAAGACAAGCCAUUACCGGAGAAACCGGUUCUCCCGCCGCGUGUGGGUUUGAAGCUAUCAGAAUUGCCUAAACAGAAACCGGAUUCGAACAGCAAUCACGCUUCUCCUAGCACCACAUUGGCACCUUUCAUCCAGAUGGCCAGACCGCACUCCCCGGUUCAGACCAACUCCUCGGAGAUGCUGAGCUCCCCAAGAACCCCAGGAUCCACACUCAAUUCCGCUGCUGUCAGCAGGACUCCUGCCGCUUCGAAGGCACUGUCACAGCUGAGCAGCUCAACCAGAAGACCGAGGUCUGGUUCUAAUCCCUCAGCCACGGAUUCCAAUGCGGGAAGACCGAGCAGGCAUCUCUCUCUGAUCAAGUCGAACUUGAAUUCCAAGUCCAAUCAGCAGUAUCUACAACAGGAGAAGAACUAUUUGAAGAGAAUGAGCAACAUGGCUCACCAUUAUACCUCUGAGGAACGCAGAAGAGAGUCUGGGGACUCCGUUGAAGACGAGGCCUCCAAUGUGAGUGACGAUGAAUCCGAUUUCGUGCUGGCCCACGGAACCGAAUUUACCAGUGAAGAUAGCUACUACGAUGAAGAGCUACCUGCUGCUGUUGUGAGAAAGAAGCUUGGCAUCCAGAACGAGUUCUUCGAUAACGAGCACAUGUUCGACUCCAACCACAGCAUUUUAAAUGCCAUCAACAGAAACGACGAUAUCCAGUUGAACUCGAUUGAUGGUGAAAACCCAUAUGUUACAGAGAGACUGGAAUGGCAGUCUAUGCUUCUCUCCGUGUUAACUGGUGAUGUGGUGAAGGGUGAGAAGACCAAGAUUAUCAGACCGUCAAAUGAGAGCGAGUCUGAGAACUUCCUGCAUGCUACCUACAAAGAAAAUCUUUGGAUUGGUAUACGAUCCAAGCUUUUUGAUAGAACAGAAGACGAGCAGAAGAGGGUGGUUCAGUAUGGAAGGAGUUUGGUUGACGAUACAAUCAACGAGAUUCUGGAGUUCAAGAUUACGCCUCCGGCCUCCACUGAGCCAGACUUUCAAGCAGCAGAUCUGGAUGUUUCAGCUUUGGGGAGCGUCACUGCCAUUCUGGAUAAACUCGAAAAGGCUCAGGAGCUCUGGAGGACGCAAAGAGAAAUGUGUAAUGAUAAGCCAUUGUGUGCUACCUCUGAGUUUGAACGCAGGGUGAGUGCGUUGAAUGCUUGGAAAUCAAUAACUGAAGCCAUUUAUCUGGAAAGUGAUGUCCUGAAAAGAUGGGUUGGUAAUGAUGAGUUGAACAUCACCAAGACUCCUGAAUCUCAAAAGUCCACUGCGGUGGCUUCAUCUUCUCCAAAGGACAAACCACGUGAGAAUGAGAUCUUUAAAGAUGACACUUCUUUCGUGGACCGUAUAAUGAAGGAGAAGGAUGCCAACUUGAUCUUUGAGAAGCGUUUGUUCUCGGGUUUCAGUAGAUGGUUGUUCAAGGCAAAAGAGUCAUUUCUGGAGUAUCAGCCUGUCUUUGAAGAAAUUGGACUCCCUUCUUACGUUGACAAGCUGUUGGUUCUAGCACUGUUCCCAAUGAAACUCAUCAAAGAGCUGAUCAACGGCAGACUAGCAUAUGCCAAGAAGCUGGCAAACCCUACUGCUCAAUCAAGUGAGCAGAUGAUCGACGAUUUCAAGCUAUAUGUCAACAUCGCUUUAGCAGUAAGAACAUCCUUCAUGGAGUACUGUUAUCCUCAGGUGGGCUGGGUCUCCUUGCAAGACUACUUGGAUCCCGAUUUCGACAAGGCAAUUCUCGAUUGCGUGCAUCACUAUCUCUUUCUGCUGAACAGAAAGCUGCUGGACACGAGAUCGUUCAAGACGUUUAGAACGUUCAAGGAACCAGAUGAGUUAGAAACAGAGUGGAAAUUUCUGCAGAACCUUGGUUUCUACAUCGAUGGUGGUGGUAUCGAAAUUUCAGAGCAGUUCACGAUUUUGACGAGCAAACUGGUGGGGAGGCUAUACACCUAUGUUCAGCAGCAGUACCAAGGACCACCCACGUCAUACGCAGCUAAUGGAACUCAUACCACUCUGGAUAAGCACAAGAUCUUUAGAUGGUACACAACCACAAUGGAGAACUUUGGAUCGUUGAGAAGGAAGUUCUUCAGAUUCAGUAUAGCACUAGACAGCCAUUUCCAGAAUGCACUAGUGUUCAAUUUGAACAACUCCAAGAUCAAAAGGUUUUUGGAUCUACUGAAACAGACUGGUCAUUCUCUGUUAUACACUAAUGGUGUAGUGGAGAGCAAGGGCUUUUAUUUGAUUGUUUCUCCAAGUCUGGUCAACAGACCGCUAUCUGUUUGCAGAAUACUCAAGGGAUCGCACCUGGGUGUUAAUUUUGAUGAGAUCCCAGAUCAUCACCUCACAGUGUUGAGGAGUUAUAACGAUUAUAUGGACUUUGUUUCCAGUCCUGACGGUUUCAAUGAUGACCCAGAGGAAGCAGCUCAAGACGACGGAGCAGAGUACGUUCUUGCAGUUUUCCCUUCAAAGGCAAUGGUUUGGGAUGGUCAUGUUACCGAUCUCGAGAUUGACUCAGUUCCAAUCGACGGAAUUGCCCACGGAAAGGUAAUGAUGAUCACCCCAGGUGGGUCGAUUGAGAAUCUCGAGAGGGCAGAGGAGUUCUUCAAGGAAGCCGUAGAAGAUACGGUUGGCUCGUUGGUCGAGAGGAGGUGUUCGCUGCCACGGGUACACCACGAGAUGAUGAAGAUCAACAGGAAUUUCUUCAGAGUAUCUACCAUAGUGCUUGAUUCUGCUUCUCUGGUCAGAAAUCAGUGCAAGGGCAUUGGUGACUGCCAGGAGCUUGUCAACAACAUCUUUAUCUAUACCCGGGAUUUUGGCCGAGGCUCUUUGCGAAACUUCGAGGGUGUCAAGAAGUCAACUAUAGCGAUGAAGCUGAUCCAGUUCUGCAUUGAAUGGGUGAGUUUCAUUGUGGAUGACUGCGUUCCUACCGAUCAAAAGACCUUCAAAUGGUGUGUGCUAGCUCUGGAGUUUGCCAUGGAUAUGACCAAAGGCUUCAAUAUUCUGACUCUGAAUGACCAGCAAUUCUAUAGACUCAAGAUCAAGGUUGCCGGGUGUAUGUCGCUGUUGAUAUCUCACUUUGAUAUUAUGGGUGCUAGGUCCAAGGAGAUCCAGAAGAGAAGAAUGCUCAACUGGAACCUCCAGAAACAGAAAAACCCAUAUUUGGCUGCCAAAGACGAAGAUCUGUUGGGUGCUUUGAGAGAAGAUAUUCUCAGAAAGAUUACCGCAAUAGAGGCACACAGACAUUCUUUGCAGCAGGAACAGCAAUCUGUCGGAAGAGUUCUGGACGAUACCGAUACUGAGAACCAGUUCUUGAGUUAUCUUGCGUCUUCGUUCAGCUCUGUCUCUAUUAGAUGGCAGAAGGGCAAGUUUGUUGGUGGAGGAACUUUUGGAAGUGUGUAUGCUGCAAUCAACCUGGAUACUGGUGGAGUUAUGGCAGUGAAGGAGAUUAGAUUCCAGGAUAGUCACUCGAUUAAGACCAUUGUUCCCGCAAUCAAGGACGAGAUGACUGUUCUGGAGAUGUUAUCGCACCCAAAUAUCGUGCAAUACUUUGGAGUGGAAGUCCACAGAGACAGAGUGUAUAUUUUCAUGGAAUACUGUGAAGGAGGAUCAUUGGCCUCUCUUUUGGAACACGGCAGGAUCGAAGACGAGACAGUCAUCCAGGUGUAUGCUUUGCAGAUGCUUGAAGGUCUGGCAUAUCUUCAUCAGUCCGGAAUUGUCCACAGAGACUUGAAGCCGGAGAACAUUCUCCUCGAUCAUAUGGGAGUCAUCAAGUUCGUGGAUUUCGGUGCCGCUAAGGUGAUUGCUGUGUCUGGACGCACUCGGGAUGGUCGCACCGCGACUCACGGAAAGAAAGCCAACACGUUGACUGGUACUCCAAUGUAUAUGUCUCCAGAGGCUAUCAACGGAAGUGGGACUGGCAAGGAUGGAUCGUUGGAUAUCUGGUCAUUAGGAUGUUGUGUUUUAGAGAUGGCUACUGGUAGAAGGCCUUGGGCUAAUCUUGAUAACGAAUUCGCCGUGAUGUACCACAUUGCCAGUGGACAUCUUCCCCAGUUUCCUAGUCCAGAUCAGCUAUCAGAGGCUGGUUGCAAGUUCUUGACACACUGUCUGCAGAUUGACCCCAAUAACAGACUGACUGCUGUUGAGUUGUUGAACGAUCCAUGGAUGAUGGCGAUUAGACACGAGGCUUUUGGCGAGUCCAGUGGGUCUCUUUCCGAAACGGCAUCUGAUGCUGGGUACUCGAUUUAA